AUGGUAGAACUAUUUAAUCAGACACUGGAGAAGUACCUAGCAAAAGUUGUGGAAAAACGGCAAAGAGAAUGGGACAGGCACAUAAAAAAACAACCGUUUUUAUUGUCAUAUCGAAGCGCUGUUCACGACAGUACAUCAGUGACACCAGCUUUCACAAACUUUUGGAGAGAAUUACGGCUGCCUGCAGACCUGAUCACCGGAAUACCACCUGAUGUCCUACGCAGUAUAACCGAUUAUGCAAAUGACUUGCGGAACAAAAUGAAUGACAUUUAUGAGCACGUCAGACAGUCGGGGCAGCAAACGUCUGAGAAGGUAAAAACACGGUAUGACCGCAAAAUGAACAACAUAGGGUUUGACGAAGAUUCACUAGUGUGGUUACACAAUCCAGUUCAUAGCAAAGGUAAAUCUCCUAAGCUUCAAGCUAAAUGGAACGGACCGUACCGGAAUGUAACAAGGAUCAAUGACGUAAUACUAUCGAAUACAGAAAGGUGCUAG
Messenger RNA from Parnassius mnemosyne (clouded apollo), 495 nucleotides. The record is from the annotation of a GenBank genome assembly. Lineage: Eukaryota; Metazoa; Arthropoda; Insecta; Lepidoptera; Papilionidae.